This is a messenger RNA of Diospyros lotus (date-plum), 1765 nucleotides long. RefSeq names its product methanol O-anthraniloyltransferase-like. The coding region runs from base 152 to 1615 and encodes 487 amino acids. The record is from RefSeq and is a predicted model, not a curated record. The transcript is spliced from 2 exons. NCBI's taxonomy places the organism in Eukaryota, Viridiplantae, Streptophyta, Magnoliopsida, Ericales, Ebenaceae.
GAGUGGGCAAUUGCCCCUAAUUUUGUGGAAAAUAUUAGGUAUUAAGUUCAACCUUCUCCAAAAUCUCUUCCCAUCCUCACUAAAAGAAAAAACGUGCAUAUAUAUAUAUGUGCAAGUUUGAAGUAACUAGCACAAUAGCUAGCAAGUACCCAUGCGUGCCUAUAACUAUCAUCGUUUCCUCAUCGGUGAGUUGUGCUCCGAUAACCCAAAUCCAAGAACACAAACUUUAAUGGCUCCUCCAAGCUCUUCACCCUUCUACGUGAGGAUACGCAACCUGGAAUUGCUGCCUCCGGCGAAGCCAACCCCUCGCGUUCUGAAGCAACUGUCCGACAUAGACGACCAGAAAGCCCUCCGGUUCCAGCUUCCGGUGGUGAUGCUCUAUGAGAACAAGAGGAAUGCUCCAGGAACAGGAAGAAGGGAUCCGGUGAGGGUGAUUCGAGAAGCCAUAGCAGAAGCUCUUGUCUUCUACUACCCGCUCGCUGGAAGGCUCAUUGAGGGCCCAAACAAGAAGCUGGCCAUGGACUGCACGGGCGAAGGCGUCUUGUUCUUAGAAGCCGACGCCGAUGUGAGUCUCGAGCAGCUCGGCGACGCCAUUCAGCCGCCGUGCCCUUAUAUGAACGAGUUUCUGUAUGAUGUUCCUGGCUCGGGAGGAAUCACCGAUUGUCCUUUAAUGUUGUUUCAGAUAACACGUCUAUCAUGUGGAGGAUUUGUAUUUGCAAUACGACUGAACCAUGUGAUUAGUGAUGGUCCCGGCUUAGUCCAAUUCUUAAAGGCCGUAGCAGAGAUAGCACAAGGUUCUUCUGAGCCAUCGUUGCUACCGGUUUGGGAAAGAGAGCUCCUGAACGCAAGGCACCCACCAAAGAUAACGUGCGCGCAUCACGCUUAUGAGAAUUUGAGCAACCACAACAGCAGAUUAGUCUCCAUGGCCAGCAACAACACGGUCCAUGAAUCUUUCUUCUUCGGCCAUACAGAGAUAAGAGCCCUUUUGAGGCAUCUCCCCCCACGCCUUCAAUCAUCCUCUACAUUCGACGUGCUCACCGCGAGUCUGUGGAGAUGUUGGGCAAUUUCGAUGGUGCCAAAUCCAGAAGAGAUUGUUUCCUUGUGCUUCUCCACCACUGUGCGCGGCAAGAAUGGCGUACGCUUGCCUCGCGGAUAUUAUGGCAACGCAUUUGUUAUGGCGUCAGCCAUUUCAGAGGCUGGAAAGCUGUGCAGGAACCCGGUAGGGUAUGCGCUAGAGCUAGUGAAGAAAGCAAAAGCCCAGGUGAAUGAAGAGUUCAUUAGAUCAUCGGCAGAUUGCAUUGUGAUGAAGGAGCGACCCUCAUUUUUAACACCAUGGAAUUUUGUUGUAAAUGAUACGACAAGGGCUGGUUUCACAGAGGUGGAUUUUGGCUGGGGAAUGCCAACUUAUGGCGGUCCUGAACACACAGACACGUCUCUUAUGAACCUCUGUACAAGGUUUAAGAAUGGUAAAGCGGAAAAGGUGAUUAUGGUGCCCAUGCAUUUGCCUGUGGCAGCCAUGGAAAGGUUCGAGGAGGAGAUUUGGACAAUGACCCGUGAGCCUGUUGAACAUUCAAUUCUUGUCGAGUCGGCUAAUCAAAUUCCAUCUAGGCUCUAAUUAACCAAGGAGCUUGGUCUAUGAUCCAUCUUUCAAUUUUUAAAAUUGUUAUCAGAGAAAAAAGAAAUCAAUUAUUGUAGGGAUGUUUGUUUUAGCACUAAUAAUUAAUAAGAGGCAUUUCGUAGUAAAAGCAUAACUAUAUGUUGCUCA